Messenger RNA from Centropristis striata (black sea bass), 1521 nucleotides. RefSeq names its product serine/arginine-rich splicing factor 6-like. Bases 85 to 1026 code for a protein of 313 amino acids. The record is from RefSeq and is a predicted model, not a curated record. The transcript has 6 exons. Gene Ontology annotation, cellular component: nucleus; ribonucleoprotein complex; cytoplasm. Lineage: Eukaryota; Metazoa; Chordata; Actinopteri; Perciformes; Serranidae. Gene Ontology annotation, biological process: mRNA splice site recognition; alternative mRNA splicing, via spliceosome. Gene Ontology annotation, molecular function: mRNA binding.
UUCCUCCGGAAAUGAAACCCCCGUGCUUCCUUUGCCUGUCAAGUAUUUCAACCUGUAGAGAAGUCUUCUUUCAUAUCACCGGAGAUGCCGCGGGUAUAUGUCGGCAAGCUGACUUACCAUGUUCGAGAAAAAGACAUUCUAAGAUUUUUUAGCGGUUAUGGUAAAUUGCUAGAAAUCGACCUGAAAAAUGGGUAUGGCUUUGUAGAGUUUGAGGACAUGCGUGAUGCUGAUGAUGCUGUAUAUGAACUGAAUGGAAAGGAGCUGUGUGGGGAGCGAGUUGUCAUUGAGCAUGCACGUGGGCCGAAGAGAGAUGGCAAUGGGGGACGCAGUAGUGGCAACAGUAGCUGGAAUCGUACUGGCAGGGACAAGUACGGGCCACCUGUACGCACCGAACACCGCAUCAUCGUGGAGAACCUGUCCAGCAGGUGCAGCUGGCAAGACCUUAAGGAUUUCAUGCGGCAAGCAGGUGAAGUGACGUACGCUGACGCUCAUAAAGGACGGGCCAACGAGGGCGUGAUUGAAUUUCGAUCUCGUUCAGACUUGAAACGAGCUUUGGAAAAACUAGAUGGCACUGAUAUUAAUGGCAGGAAGAUUCGUCUGCUGGAAGACAAACCUCGGCACAAGCGCUCUUAUUCUGGCAGCAGAUCCAGGUCUCGUAGCAGGCGGGGCACUCACAGCCACAGCCGAAGAAGUGGGACCUCUCACAGUCGUUCCAGGUCUCGUUCACGUUCUCAGUCUCGCAGCAAGCGCUGGUCUCACUCUGGGUCGAGGUGGAAGUCAGGCUCCAGAUCAAAGAGAAAGUCUCGCUCUAAAACCCCCAAAAAGUCCCGCUCACACACUCGCAAACCACAGAGUCCAAGUAAAAAGACUCAAAGCCGCACACCAUCCUGCUCAGAGAGUAGAAACAAGAAGCAUCCCUCGAAAUCUCCACCAGGCAAGGACAGUCAGCCCUCCAAGCACCCAGCCAAGCGCUCUGCCUCAAGCUCCAGAUCUCGCUCUAGAUCCAGAUCCGCCUCCCAAAAUUGACAUUUCUGUAACAAUGUACUGAACAAUACAAGGAUUGAAUAAUGAUAGGAUGUGUUCUAGGCCUGUCUUUGAUGUGGUUCAGAUGUUUACAGAUCAAAAUAGAUUUUUACAUUUCCAAACUGAUUGGGAACUCAUCUACAUUUCUCGUUCACCUUUUGUUAUUUAUUUGUUUUUUUGAGCUUUUCUGUAAAUUCAUCUUUGUCUCAUCUUUAUCUUUGUGUAACUAUAUUUCUCUUGUUUGUUUUCAUAAAGUUUAAAUGUACAGUUCAGUCCAGCUGCUGAUGACAAUGGUAGAGUCUGCAUUAUAUUUUGGCAGCAUGCGUCAUAAAUCCAAAUUCAUGUUUGCUUUUUAUUUUUAUUUUUUUAAUGUUUUUGCCUUUUGAAAUCCCUGAGCUUUCUCUUGGGAGAAUGACAAUUUGAAGAUAUAUGUCACAUUUAUUUCUAACAUCAUAUUGGAAUAAAAUGAUCAAUAAAAUUGAACACAUUUUAAGAAAA